Colossoma macropomum (tambaqui) is the source of this 1516-nucleotide messenger RNA. RefSeq names its product translin-associated factor X (gene tsnax). The record is from RefSeq and is a predicted model, not a curated record. Bases 365 to 1219 code for a protein of 284 amino acids. The transcript is spliced from 6 exons. Gene Ontology annotation, cellular component: cytoplasm; nucleus. Lineage: Eukaryota; Metazoa; Chordata; Actinopteri; Characiformes; Serrasalmidae. Gene Ontology annotation, molecular function: RNA endonuclease activity; RNA binding; sequence-specific DNA binding.
UGUAGGGGGAGGGCGGUAGAGGCGCAAAUCGGACGCAGCCACAGUCAUCAAUGAACGUGCUGACCGGCCCCGCUGAGCGCUGAGAGCCGUUAGCCUGGAGCUCUGAGCGAGUAUCUGAAUUGCAGGCGCGCUGUAGUUCGGCACUGUCUGAUGUCUUGCACGUCUGAUUUUUAGAUGUUUAAGCGCGAAAAACAAAUGAGUUCUUCUGAUAACGUUAGAUAUCCGACUGCUAACGGAACCAGCUGCCUAGCCUGCUAAGCUAAGCCACCCGGCUAACGCCUCAGCUUGUUUAUUGGUUUUUAAUCAAUAAUCUGAGACUCUGUUUGAUCCCGGGUGUGAAGCGCAGCCGGUUCCUCUCAGAGAGAUGAGUAAAAGAGAAGGUAAUGGAAGCGGCCGGAAACGGAAGACAGACUCGGUUCAGAAAACAGACGAUUCACUGAGCCAGACCUCUCAGGUGAUCGCAGCGUUCAGAGUGUUUCAGCAGGAGCUGGACACCAAGCACGACAAAUAUGAGCGCCUGGUCAAACUUAGCCGAGACAUCACGAUUGAGAGCAAGAGGACGAUAUUCCUGCUGCACCGAGUGACGAGUGUACCCAACGUGGAGGAGGUGUUGAAUGAGGCUGAUACCAAACUGGACAGUGUGAGGCAGAAGAUCGGUCAGGUAGCUGAGGAGCUGAGAGGAGAAGAUCUCCACCAGUUCCACAAAGCCUUCACAUCAGGGGUUCAGGAGUACGUAGAGGCCGUGUCCUUCCACCACUUCAUCAGGCAUCGCACCCUGAUCAGCCUGGAGGAGAUCAACGCUCGCCUCGUCUUCGUGAAGGAGGAGAAGAUGGAAACAAAGGUAACCGGCGAGGGUUCCUUUCCAGGAGCGUGCGUGCUGACCUUCCAGGUGACUCCCACAGACUACCUUCUGGGCGUGGCUGACCUGACAGGUGAGCUGAUGCGGAUGUGCAUCAGCAGUGUGGGGAACGGAGAUAUGGACACUCCCUUUGAGCUCAGCAGCUUCCUGCGGGACAUCCAUGAUGGCUUCUCUUACAUCGGGAACAUGGGUCCGUACGAGGUCUCCAAAAAGCUGCACACCCUCCGGCAGAGCCUCGGCAAGGUGGAGGACGCCUGUUACAUGCUGAGAGUGCGAGGCUCGGAGAUCCCCAAACACAUGCUGGCUGACGUUCUCUCCAGCAGGACGGCGCUGUUGGACCAUGAUGAGGGAGUGGCGUAGAGGGGUUUAAUGUUCUCAGACCUGCAUGCUUUGUAUGAGUUUGUACUUCACUGUAGUUCAGUUAGAAUUUGUGUUUUAAGUCACGCUGUUGAACCUUCAGAGCUCCUUGUUUGCUCCUCUGUGGGUCUUUCUAGCACAUCGGUUGAACAAACUGAGAGAAGCAGCAUUUUUCUCUUCUGCUCGACUCUCACAUCCCGUCUGUUUCAGCGGCGGAAGCAACUCGGUGCCAUUUGAAACACUUCGUUUUGAUUUGAAUGUGAUAUCAAAGAUGUCAUUAAAGCCUGUUUAAGUUGUGAA